AUGAACACAACUAAGACCGAGCUCUUCACCUCUAGAGUUGACCAAGCUGAAUCAGCGGCUAUUGCUAGCUACGAAUUCUUUUCGGGUCAAUUCCCUAUAAGGUAUCUCGGUCUCCCUCUCAUGAGCAGGAAGGAAGGAGGUCUUGGCUUUAGGAGCUUCUCGGUUUGGAAUCAAGUACUCUGCCUAAAGUUCAUUUGGUUGCUAUUGUCUAAAUCCCCAUCUCUUUGGGUGGACUGGCACUGGAGUAUUCACUUAAAUAAUAAGUCUUUCUGGAUCAUCCAAGCUUCACCAACUGAUUCUUGGGCCUGGAAAAAGUUACUAGACCUCCGACCCCUCGCGCUUCAAUUCUGUCAAUCCAAACUGGGUAAUGGAAGCACUGCAAGUUUUUGGCUCGAUGUCUGGACGCCGUUUGGCCAGUUAAUUGAGUAUAUUGGCCCUUCUGGUCCGAGAGCUUUGAUGAUCAAAAAGGAGGCGGUUAUUGCUGAUGCAAUUAGAGAUGAUGCUUGGAACCUUCCGCAUCCUAGAGCCCAAAAGGAAGUUGAUCUUCAUUCUUAUCUCACAACUAUUACCUUGCCUUUAGCUACUGAUAUAAUAGAUGAAUAUGAAUGGAUUGCUGCUGAUUGUCCAUCUCGUAGUUUCAGGUCAUCUUCGACGAGGGAGAUGCUGAGGCCGAGGGAGGAGACUAAAGAUUGGGUAGACGUCGUCUGGUUCAAAGGAGGAAUUCCUAAACAUGCAUUCACAAUGUGGGUUGCAAACUACGACAGGCUGCCCACAAGGUCGAGGCGUACCAAUAGCACCUACUUGCCCUUUCUGCGCUCGCUAUGA
Molecule: messenger RNA, 825 nt
Organism: Brassica napus (rape)
Lineage: Eukaryota; Viridiplantae; Streptophyta; Magnoliopsida; Brassicales; Brassicaceae
Exons: 2
Coding region: 1-825 (274 amino acids)
Source: RefSeq, a predicted model, not a curated record